Molecule: messenger RNA, 2493 nt
Organism: Amaranthus tricolor (Joseph's coat)
Lineage: Eukaryota; Viridiplantae; Streptophyta; Magnoliopsida; Caryophyllales; Amaranthaceae
Product: serine/threonine-protein kinase Nek2-like
Exons: 15
Coding region: 273-2096 (607 amino acids)
Biological process (GO): protein phosphorylation
Molecular function (GO): ATP binding; protein kinase activity
Source: RefSeq, a predicted model, not a curated record
UAUUGUCUAGGCUUAAUUUGUUUUUUAGUGUUGCCUCCUCCUUCCCUUUUCUUGGAUUUCCUCCCCAUCUUCCUCUCUCCUCUCUCCUCUCUCCUCUCUUCUCCAUUAAUGGCGGACCACUUAUUUCCUCUCCCUUACUCUUGAUUUCUGCUAUUGUCACUUCCUCUCAUUCUCCGAUCGACUAUUGAUUUCCUCUUUGAGACAGAAUUUUGAAUGUGUACAACAUAGUGCUGAACCCAUAUGUUGGAAAGGUUGUAGUUGGAAAUUUAAAGAUGGAGCAGUAUGAUGUCUUGGAGCAAAUCGGAAAGGGUUCUUUUGGUUCAGCUCUUCUUGUGCGGCAUAAGCAUGAAAAGAAGAAGUAUGUGCUGAAAAAAAUCCGGCUAGCUCGCCAAACAGAAAGGACCAAAAGAUCUGCUCACCAGGAGAUGGAGCUCAUUCGUAAGAUACGACAUCCAUUUAUUGUCGAGUACAAAGAUUCAUGGGUUGAGAAGGGUUGCUAUGUAUGCAUAAUCAUCGGGUACUGUGAAGCAGGUGACAUGGCAGGAGCUGUAAAGCGCGCAAAUGGUGUCCAUUUUUCUGAAGAGAAUCUCUGUAAAUGGCUUGUUCAACUGCUAAUGGCUCUUGACUACUUGCAUGGGAACCAUAUUCUUCAUCGUGAUGUAAAGUGUUCAAAUAUAUUCUUGACGAAGGAGAAAGACAUACGACUUGGUGAUUUUGGUCUUGCUAAGAUGCUGACUUCGGAUGAUCUUGCAUCCUCUGUUGUUGGGACUCCCAGCUACAUGUGUCCUGAGCUUCUAGCUGACAUACCUUAUGGCUCAAAAUCAGAUAUUUGGUCAUUGGGUUGCUGUAUAUAUGAAAUGGCUGCCCUCAAACCUGCAUUUAAAGCUUUUGACAUGCAAGCACUCAUCAGCAAAAUUAGCAAGUCAACUGUCGCACCUCUUCCAACCAAAUAUUCUGGGGCCUUUCGAGGUCUUGUUAAAAGCUUGUUGAGGAAGAAUCCAGAACUUCGGCCUAGCGCUGCUGAGUUGCUCAGACAUCCCCAUCUUCAACCAUACGUUGAAAAAAUUCAUCUUCAAACUAGCAAUCCUAGGUGUGAUGGAAUAGCUGACUACUGGGAUGACACUGAUUCUAAUUGUGUCGAUAAAGCAACAGUAGCUGAUGCAGAAGAUGAAAGAACUGUAGAUCCCAGUAUUUCAGAAGCCGAGCUUGAUUCUUUUUACACUGAUGACAGAAUAAAACCUACUUUGUCUGAUCUGGAACGAAGAUUGGCAAAGUUAAAGGCUCUAGAUCCUUUUGCAAGGGCUGCUGCUAUCAAAGAUGCACCAACAAAAGCUUCAGAUGUUGCAAGGAAGCCCAAAUUAACUCGAGCUAAAACAUUUGGUACUCCUAAAAGACGACCGGAACCGUCAAGAUAUCGAGGAUCGCCGCCCCCUUCAAGUACUCCUGUGAAACGAUCUGUCUCUGCAAACCGCACUCGUAGAGCGUCAAUGCCAUUAGCAAAUAGAGGGAGAAAUCAGGAAUUUCCUUGCAGGCCAACAGUGGACAUCCUAAAACGAAUCAAUUCUCCCGAUAUUUCUGUCAACUCACCUCGCAUUGACAAGAUAGCAGAAUUCCCACUAGCGUCCUUUGUGGAGCCAUUCUUUCUAAACCAAAGGAGUUCAAUGGUCUCUAGACAGGGCUCCUCAUCUCCGGUAUAUGCUGACUGUUCCAUCACCAAGGACAAAUUCUCCGUUCAAUUUUGUGAUACAGGAUUUCCCAAGAAAAACCUCGACAUAAUGUGGAAGAGUAUUCGGGAUAACAAAGUACAAGGAAAAGAUAAAAAUGGUAAUUUCUCGGAUCAAAAUGCUACUGCUGGUGCUUCAAGCCAAGAUUCAUCGGAUCUCCGUCAUCGUCGAUUUGAUACAUCCUCAUAUCAACAGAGGGCUGAAGCAUUGGAAGGAUUGCUCGAGUUUAGCGCCAAGUUGCUACAACAAGAGAGGUUUGACGAACUCAAUGUGUUGUUGAAACCAUUUGGACCCGAGAAAGUUUCGCCUAGGGAAACUGCUAUCUGGUUGUCGAAAAGUUUUAAAGAAACUUCUGUCAAGCCGGAAAGCUAGCUUAGCCGUUGUUUGCUACUUUGAUUGGUUUUGUCAACCUUGGUUUCAUCAACAUUGUUGCUGCUGAUGAUAAUUCUUGUUGACAGGUUAUUAAUCCUUUUCAUCUGUUAAUAAUUUUGACACUCCCAGUACCAGCUCCUAGAAUUGACCAAGUAUUUUGUUGAUGAUAGGUGAUCAUUUAUCUAAAUUGUCCUGCCAGAAAUUGACAUUUAACUUGUUCUUUUUCCAGCUUAGUUGCUGUGUAUUACCUUCAUUUGUAACCAUUCUCUUAACAAACUUGAUUAUUCUUUCUUAUAUAUUAUACAAUUCUUUUUUAUUUGUCAUUAUCUGAAUGGUUAAAAUUCAGCACUUUUUGCUGUAAUGUUCAAAUUCAAUAGUACAUAUAGUUUUCUUUUGA